GCAUCACCAGAUUCUCUACAAACAAAUCAGUCUCGCCCACUCCAAAACUCCAGUCUAAAAUCCUUCUCAAUCAUGACCGGUAUGAGAGUUGCUCAUUUGGUGGAGCAAGGAAAGCCUUUGAAAGUAACGACAAUUGAGAAGCCAACUCCAGGACCAAAAGAUGUUCUCGUCAAAGUCGAGGCCGCUUGUCUUGUUCCAAACAGUGCCAACAUUGUAACAAAAGGCCCAGGUCAACAUUACGUAUUGCCAAAGUUGCCAUCUGCUUUUGGUUUGGAUGCCGCCGGUGUUAUUGAAGCAGUGGGAGAAAACGUCAUUGGACUAAAAGUUGGGGAUCGAGUUUAUGUUGACCCAUACAUAACUUGUGGCACCUGUCACCAAUGUCGAAGGGGGAGGAAGGACUUGUGCCACCCGUCAUGCCUGCGUGCGUACUUCGGUGUUGGAACCCCAGAAGGAAAGGCAGUGCUUGAACAGUAUCCCAUUGGUUCACUCUCACAAUAUUUGCUGUCACCUGAUGCAAAUAUCGCAGUGAUUCCUCCCUCGAUUGACAUUAACACCGCAGCUCGAUUCGGGUACAUCGGCACUUCAUAUGCAGGUCUCAAAAUAUGCGGAAUGGGACCUGGAAAGACUCUUGUAAUCAAUGGUGUGACAGGCACACUAGGAUAUUCCGCCGUAGCGAUUGCUCUCGGUUUUGGCUGCACGAAAAUCUUGGGAAUUGGACGUAAUAAAGAACGUCUGGCUGAGAUCGAGAAAAUGGCCACGAAGGGACGUAUUGUUGUUCGUUCCAGUGAAGAUGAAGGGGACCUUAUUGAGUGGAUUAAGGAACAAACAAAUGGACUAGGCCCCGAUGGCUUUUACGAUUGUCUUGGUAAUGGAGGUAAUUCAGACGGUACCUCCAAAUUGAUCAGCUCUUUGAAACGUGGUGGAAGAGCAGCAUUAGCUGCUGGCGGAGUUCCUGGUGACAUCACUCAUUCUUACAACGAAGUCAUGGGACACGAUGUCAGUGUUAACGGGGUACUAUGGUUUAAUAGUGCGCAUCUAGACGAGCUCAUCGAGUUGAUUGAUGCAGGAGUCAUUGACUUCUCGUUCCUUCAACACAAAUUUUUCGCAUUGGAUGAGGUUAAUGAUGCUUUCAAAUUCGUAGGAGAUCGUCCUGGUGGAGCUAUCAAUGUUAUUGUGCAACCACAGGUAUAGGACCAAAUUGAUGUAAGAUUAGCUUUAGAUAGAAAAUUACACAGCGCC
This is a messenger RNA of Botrytis cinerea B05.10, 1239 nucleotides long. RefSeq lists its product as hypothetical. The transcript is spliced from 2 exons. The record is from RefSeq and is a predicted model, not a curated record. Lineage: Eukaryota; Fungi; Ascomycota; Leotiomycetes; Helotiales; Sclerotiniaceae. Gene Ontology annotation, molecular function: oxidoreductase activity. Bases 73 to 1191 code for a protein of 372 amino acids.